Puntigrus tetrazona (Sumatra barb) is the source of this 643-nucleotide messenger RNA. Its product is annotated as cytochrome c oxidase subunit 5A, mitochondrial. Gene Ontology annotation, biological process: mitochondrial electron transport, cytochrome c to oxygen. NCBI's taxonomy places the organism in Eukaryota, Metazoa, Chordata, Actinopteri, Cypriniformes, Cyprinidae. The coding region runs from base 18 to 515 and encodes 165 amino acids. The transcript has 5 exons. The record is from RefSeq and is a predicted model, not a curated record. Gene Ontology annotation, cellular component: mitochondrial inner membrane.
GCUCUUCCUCCCGCGUCAUGCCGCCGUGCGUCAUCAGUGCGCGCCGUGUCCCGUUCGGAGCGCAGUUUCGGUUCGUCGGUGAUCUCGGCGGCUGCAGGAUGAUUUCAGCGGCGGUUCUGCGCGGGGUCGGGGCUCUGACCCGAACACGAGCCGCCUUCACAGCUCCUCUGGCUCUCAGAUGUUACUCUCACGCUAAAGUGGAGACGGAUGAAGAGUUUGACUCCCGCUGGGUCACGUACUUCAGCAAACCGGACCUGGACGCCUGGGAGCUGCGCAAAGGUAUGAACACUCUGAUCGGAUACGACCUGGUUCCGGAGCCGAAGAUCCUGGACUCUGCUCUGCGCGCCUGCAGGAGACUGAACGACCUGGCCAGUGCCGUCCGCAUCCUCGAGGCCGUCAGAGAUAAGUCUGGCUCUCAUAAAGAGAUCUACCCGUACGUGAUCCAGGAGCUCAGACCCACGCUGCAGGAGCUGGGCAUCUCCACUCCAGAGGAGCUGGGCAUCGAUAAAAUCUGAUUCCUCAAAGGUUUCUGUGAAUUCUGUGGGUUUUUCCGCCUCUCUGCUCACCGCACGACGUUCAGGAAGUCAAACUCGGUCCCGUCCUGUGUAAAAAUAAAGGGCCUAAUAAACGGAGCAAUACUGAA